CAUACGUGCACGUAAUAUUAUUGACGAGCGAGCUGCGUUUGAACGAGGCAUCAAUGAACGAACUGACUGUGUCGCCUGUGUCGGUCGAGUGAGUUAUCAAGUAACUGGCUGGUUGUGAGAUGUGACUAGCCCGAUACAGCUUUUGUAAACGAAAAUCGUAUAAUCAAUACUUAUUUUGUUUCCGUGAUAAUUAAUACUACUUACGUUUUGUCUUCAAGGAAAUCAGCAAUGAUAUUAUCUUGUGUUUAAAACUGUGCGUAUAUCUAAAAAUGCGGUGUAAAUAUAAAAUGGCAGUGUUAUAGUGUAUUUUACUAUCUCAACAUUUUAGGAGCCAUUUACACAUGGUGAAAAGUCACGUAGACUUUUACUUCAAGUGAAAUGUUUUACUAUCGUGAGAUUCAAUUAUUGGGUUAAUAGUGUGGCUUUAUUUUGUCAACGAAAAUGGAUAGCAAAAAUAUACAGAAAAAUGCCAUGCAUAAAAGUGCAGAAUUCACUUUCACUCCACCACCCGAAGCGCCUGUGUUUGAACCUACGCCCGAAGAAUUCUUGGAUCCACUCGGAUAUAUAGCAAAAAUUCGUCCUGUUGCAGAAAAAACAGGCAUCUGUAAAAUAAAGCCUCCGUCACGCUGGCAGCCACCUUUUUCUUUAGACGUGGACAAAUUGAAAUUUGUUCCUAGGAUACAGAAAGUGAACGAGUUGGAAGCCAUAACGCGUCUAAAACUUUUGUUUCUCGAGAAGAUUUUAAAGUUUUGGGAACUUCAAGGAUCGCCAUUGAAAAUACCUAUGAUUGAAAAUAAAACCUUAGAUUUGUACUGUCUCAAAUUUUGGGUUGAUGAAGAAGGUGGUUUUGAAGCCUGCAAUAGUCCUAAAAAAUGGCGUAAGAUUGCUAAUGCCAUGGGUUACAGUCAACACACUAGUUCUAUGAAUUUUCUAAGGAGCAAUUAUGAAAAAAUUUUGCUUCCCUAUGAAAUAUUUGAAAAAAGUAAAGCUGAUAUAUUAAAAACUGUGAAGAAGUCUGAGCCCAAAUUUGAAGUAAAAGAAGAUGAAGUUGGGAAGCCACAGAUUAUUGAAGUACCAAUAGAACGAAUAACAAAGAUCAAAGUAGACUUAGAUUUUGAUGAAGAUAAGCCUCACACAAGUAUUAAAAAAACUAAGACAGGGUCUGAUAUCAAACCUGAUUUUGAUAGCUUAAAGAACAAAGUUGAGACUGAAGAGGUAAAACGCAACAGAGAGCUACGAAGAUUAGCCUGUUAUGGACCAGGGCCCAAAAUGCCUGGUCUCAAUGAUGAAGAGUUUGAUAUUACAAAGUCAAGGAAGAGGCCCCGCUAUGAUCUGGAUCCUCUUGCAGUAUACCAGUGUGCAAUAUGCCAAAAAGACCACAGGGAUGACUUGCUAUUAAUUUGCAAUGGUUGUUCUGACACUUAUCAUACAUUUUGUUUAAGACCUCCAUUGAAUGCAGUACCUGAUGGAGAUUGGCGUUGCCCUUGUUGCAUAGCUGAGGAGGUCCAUAAACCAGCAGAAGCAUUUGGGUUUGCUCAGGCAGAAAGAGAAUACACAUUACAGCAAUUUGGAGAAAUGGCAGAUAAAUUUAAAUCAGACUAUUUUGCUAUGUCUGGCCAUUUAGUUCCAACAACAGUGGCUGAAAAGGAAUUUUGGAGGAUUAUUUCAUCAGUGGAAGAAGAUGUAACAGUAGAAUAUGGUGCAGACCUUCACUCAAUGGAUCAUGGAUCUGGUUUUCCAACAAAAUCUUCACUCAAUCUAUAUCCUGGCGAUCAAGAAUAUGUAGAUUCAGGGUGGAACUUAAAUAAUUUACCAGUACUAGAUGGUUCUGUUUUAAGAUUUAUUAAUGCUGACAUAUCUGGCAUGACUGUACCUUGGAUGUAUGUUGGUAUGUGCUUUUCAGCAUUUUGCUGGCAUAAUGAAGACCACUGGAGCUAUUCAAUAAAUUAUUUGCAUUGGGGUGAGGCUAAAACCUGGUACGGCGUACCAGGCAGUGGUGCUGAAUUGUUGGAAAAUGCCAUGAAAGCAGCAGCACCUGAUCUCUUCAAAUCGCAACCAGAUUUAUUACACCAGCUCGUAACGAUCAUGAACCCAAAUAUUUUGAUGGCGGCUGGGGUACCAAUUUAUAGGACUGAUCAGCAUGCUGGAGAAUUUGUAGUCACCUUCCCCAGAGCAUAUCAUGCUGGCUUCAACCAAGGUUAUAAUUUUGCUGAAGCAGUUAAUUUUGCUCCACCUGAUUGGCUCAAGAUAGGACGUGAGUGUAUAACUCACUACAAAAAUCUAAAAAGGUUUUGUGUCUUUUCACAUGAUGAAUUGAUUUGCAAAAUGGCUUUGGAAGGGGAUAGACUAGAUUUGGAGACUGCACUAGAAACUCAAAAAGAAUUAGUCAGAGCUACUGCAGAAGAAGGGAGUCUAAGAGCUCACAUAGCAAAAAAGGGACUUAAGAGUGUUCGUAGGACUGCAUUUGAGUUGCUCGGUGAUGAUGAACGGCUCUGUGAAGUGUGCAAAACAACAUGUUUCUUAUCUUCAGUAUCAUGUAGUGAUUGUAAACACAUGGUUUGUCUGCAGCAUGCUGAUGACUUAUGCAAAUGCCCUCUGGAGAAAAAGACAUUAAACUAUCGCUAUGAUAUGGAUGAACUGCACAUUAUGCUACAGACUAUAGACUUUAGAGUAAAUAGUUUUGAUAAAUGGAUGACAGAAACAAAAAAAAUAUUACUUCCCACUGCACCCGACAUUGGGAGGCUCCAAAAAUUAAAAUUGUUGAUUGACGAAGCUGAGGAACUUAAAAUACCAAAGUGUGCCCUGUUGGCACAACUAAAAGAAGAGUAUACAAAGGCAACAGAAAAUGUUGAACCAAUAGUUAUAGAAUUAGAUGAUGAUUAAGUUAGCAUUAUUUUUUCCUUUAUAGGUACCUACAAACUAAUACUGAUUAUUAUGUAUAUUGUGUAACUUGUAAUUAUGCAAGAUUAAACAUACUCUUGGAUGUAAUGUCUCUAUCAUACAUUCUUAUCAAUUUUAUGUUCUCAUCACAGUAAGGCAGCUUUAAGUAUUGUGCUCUGAUGUUUGAUUUUUUCUCCAUUAUUUCUAAACUGGGUACUUAUUUUUCAUCUUUGUAAAAUAAUUAUUAGUUAUAAAUGUGUUAAUAUUACAUUGAAAAUAAGAAGUAAAUGAACAUUCAUUAUAAUGAAAUGUGUAAUUCUAUGGCUAUAUAAUGUAUAUUUGAAACCUGUGAUUAGGAAUUUUUACUAUGUAAAUAUCACAGCUUUCCAUUUCUUGUCAUGUUACAGUAGAAAUAUUGUAUAAUUGUAGUGUUUUCCCACCGUAUCAUAAUAUAUAAGAUUUUGAGAUAAUUUUAGUUCCAAAUAAUUUUUAUUAUUUUCUUAAUGGUAUUAGAAUCUAGAUUCAUUGAUAGUUGAUGGCAAUGGAGCAAAUAGUUGAGAACUAAUUUGAUAUUAAAACAUGUCCUCUUCUUUUAGAUAUGUACACUUUAGGGAGGUAAAGAUGUCUUUACAUUAUAGUUGUGUUUAUUCAAUCGAAAAUGUGGACCCAACACACAUGUGGACACGUGUAUGUUAGUUUAAAAUUGAUUAGGUCGUUUAUUUACUGCACAGUCUUGCUUUUACUAAUGAUGAUUGUACUGUUGCAAAACAUACCUUCAGACACAGUAAGGAUUAAAUAUAAUAUUCGGAGUAUAGUUGUACUAUUAUAGCGCCAGUUUUAACUUCAGUCUUUAAUAAUACCUACCUAACAAUUUGGAAACAAGUCUACUGAUUGUAUGAAAAGUAUAAAAAUAUACGUUUUCUAUUUGUUUUCAAGAAAAAUAGAUAUUUGUAAUUCUUGUUACAAUUUAGGUGUGUUGAUCUCAAUUAGCAAUCAGCAUUAUAAAUAUAUGUCAUCACAAACAAGCUUUAUUAUUUAUUAACCUUUUUGUGGAAACAAGGUUUCAAGCUAUAUUUAUGAUGUUGAGAGUACUGUCGAAAUAGUUCACGCUAAACACAUGGAAAUGUUAUUUAUAAGUAUGUUUGUGGGUGUGUCAGGCAAAUAGGCACUGAGGUAGCAUUACCUUGUUGAGUGCAACUUUUGAUUAGGUAGGAACUCUAAAAAUAUAAUGAUGUUUUUCUUAUGCAGCCUGCAUUUAUGCAGGGAUAAAGUUUUGUCUCUUCCAUAGAAAAAUUACACUUUUUAAGGUAAGGGCUCUUCAAUUAGAGCUUCUCACAUCUUACCUUAGGUGUAUUGUUUAUGUAUGAAACAUUUUUUUAUACACCCAGUUAUAGGUAUAUUUUAAUUAAUGUAGUAUUGAUUAAAAAUAGAAGAUAAUGUGUAAAUGUAUGUUUCGGAAGUAAAUACCGUUUAUUAUAAUAUAAAAUAGUUGAUGUUGAUCGCAUAACUGGCUAUGAAAUGUGUAUAAGAGUGUGUUUAUGUCUGAAAAGAAUUAGCCUUUAAUAUAUACUGUAAUUUACUAAGAUAAAUAUCAAUUUUGAUGUUUAUUAUAGUUAAUCAAAUAUCAGUGAUAUUUAUUGUAGUUAAUUACAAGUAAGAUUCACUUUAAACCUGACAAUUACAAACUUGCCCAUCUGAUGCUCCUAGUGUGUGUAACUAAUAUAAAUCAACUAAGUUUAAAGAAAUGUUCUAUAGUAUACAUUACUUCCUUAUUUACGUAAUCGCUGGCCUAAAAUGGCACUUAUUUAAGAAAUUUCUGAUAUAAUUAUAACAACCUGUGUAAGGGUGCGUUUAGACUAAACGCAAAUUCACAUUGUUUUGUGUUAUUUCUGUAUUCAAUAUUUUUAAUGUAAACAGACGCAGACAAUUCUGUCGCUGUUUUCUCUAAAAUAAUUGUAUAGGCUGGGCUAUGUUCCCUCAUUUGGUUUAAAACGCACCGUAACACAAUGGAUCUAAAAGAGCAACAAUUUCGUUAGGUUUAUUUUUGUUUGUUUUGAUAAUAAGUUCACUUAUAGCGCAUCAUUUGGUAUUUAUGUGAUCGAGAUCCACGAACUAACCAGUUUAUUUAUUCGUGUUUAUCAUAGCUAACAGUUUAAAUAAAAGACACCUUAACAUACACCUGCCACAAUGAUCCUUAGUAGUAAUAAGGCCAAUACAAAGAUGUACGCCAUUUAUUGACUGACUGCUUGUAUUCAUAGGAAUUUAGGUUUUUUAAUUUAAGUGAACAUAAUUAUAUGUAUUACGUACCUUACAGUGGAAUGUGACUAGUAAAUUAUUUUUGCGUUGUGUGAUUUAAUACUGUGAUUACAAAAUUUUAUUUGCUUCUGACAUAAUAUGUAAAAUAAUGAAGAAUGUGAGUAUUAAUUUCAACAGAUUUAAAUUAAUUAAAUUCUUAUAUUAUUAAA
Helicoverpa armigera (cotton bollworm) is the source of this 5345-nucleotide messenger RNA. RefSeq names its product lysine-specific demethylase 5. The record is from RefSeq and is a predicted model, not a curated record. Gene Ontology annotation, biological process: regulation of DNA-templated transcription; chromatin remodeling. Gene Ontology annotation, cellular component: chromatin; nucleus. The transcript has a single exon. Gene Ontology annotation, molecular function: DNA binding; histone H3K4me/H3K4me2/H3K4me3 demethylase activity. Lineage: Eukaryota; Metazoa; Arthropoda; Insecta; Lepidoptera; Noctuidae. Bases 442 to 2883 code for a protein of 813 amino acids.